Molecule: messenger RNA, 7028 nt
Organism: Myotis myotis
Lineage: Eukaryota; Metazoa; Chordata; Mammalia; Chiroptera; Vespertilionidae
Gene: BCL9L
Product: BCL9 like
Exons: 9
Coding region: 307-4794 (1495 amino acids)
Biological process (GO): negative regulation of transforming growth factor beta receptor signaling pathway; positive regulation of transcription by RNA polymerase II; canonical Wnt signaling pathway
Cellular component (GO): beta-catenin-TCF complex
Molecular function (GO): beta-catenin binding; transcription coactivator activity
Source: RefSeq, a predicted model, not a curated record
GCAGCUUUCCAAACGCGACCUCGGAGUUCGGUGGGCGUCCCCUGCCCUUCUGCCAGCUCCUCUUGGGAGCAGCCACUCCUGGGCUAGGGCUGCUGGCGGCCUCCUCUCCUCCUCUGGGUCAGGACCGAUUCCAUGGCCCCAGGCGAAGGACGUGUUCAGGCCCUGUCUUUCUGGUGUCAGCUCUGAGGCGCCUGCUGAGAGAAGCCUCGGGACCGGAGAGGAUGGCAGAGCAGUCCCUGCUCCAGUACCGAGUACCUGCUGGGCCCUGGGCACGCAGGGGCCGUAGCCCCACUGUGUGUGGGAGCCAUGAGGAUCCUGGCUAACAAGACAAGGUUGCCCCACCCCAGGAGGAGAGAAGCUCCAGGGAGCCCACCACUGUCCCCCCGUGGCCACUGCCCCCCUGCCCCAUCCAAACCAAUGCACCCAGAAAAUAAGCUGACCAAUCAUGGCAAGACAGGGAAUGGUGGGGCCCAAUCCCAGCAUCAGAAUGUGAACCAAGGACCCACCUGCAACCUGGGCUCGAAGGGUGUGGGGGCGGGGAACCAUGGGGCCAAGGCCAACCAGAUUUCACCCAGCAACUCCAGUCUGAAGAACACCCAGGCCCAGGCCGGGGUGCCCCCUUUCAGCUCGCUCAAGGGCAAAGUGAAGAGGGAGCGGAGUGUGUCUGUGGACUCUGGAGAGCAGCGUGAGGCUGGGACGCCCUCCCUGGACUCAGAGGCCAAAGAGGUGGCGCCCCGCAGCAAGCGGCGCUGUGUGCUGGAGCGGAAGCAGCCGUACAGCGGAGACGAAUGGUGCUCAGGACCAGACAGCGAGGAGGACGACAAGCCCAUCGGGGCCACCCACAAUUGUAAUGUAGGAGACCCUGCCAUGGCGGCCCCACAGCUGGGUCCCGGCCAGACCCCCCAGCUUCCCCUCAGUGAGGGCAGUGCCCCAGGCCCCCCGCAUGGGCCCCCAGCAGCCCUGCGGCCAGAUGCCUCCGGGGGCAGUGGUGUCCCCGGAAAGCCUCCCUCACAAUUCGUGUAUGUCUUCACCACCCACCUGGCCAACACGGCUGCGGAGGCUGUGCUGCAGGGCCGGGCCGACUCCAUCCUGGCCUACCACCAGCAGAACGUGCCCCGGGCCAAGCUUGACCAGGCCCCCAAAGCGCUCUCCACCCCAGAGCCACUCCCCCUGAGCACACCGUCUGCAGGCACCCCACAGUCCCAGCCACCUCAACUGCCACCACCGCCCCCAGCCCCUGGCAGUGCCCCCCCUGCUCUGCCUUCUGAGGGGCCUCCUGAGGACACUAAUCAGGACCUGACACCCAACUCAGUGGGAGCUGCCAGCACAGGUGGUGGGACUGGGGGUACCCACCCGAACACCCCUACAGCUGCUACCAACAACAACCCGCUGCCUCCAGGAGGAGACCCCAGCGGCGCCCCUGGCCCUGCCCUCCUUGGGGAGGCCGCCCCCCCAGGAAGUGGGCAGCGCAGCCUGAUGGGCUCGGAGGGGCUGUCCAAGGAGCAGCUGGAGCACCGGGAGCGCUCCCUGCAGACUCUGCGGGAUAUUGAACGGCUGCUGCUCCGCAGUGGGGAGACCGAGCCUUUCCUCAAGGGGACCCCGGGAGGCGCAGGUGAGGUCGGACCACCAGCACCAGCCCCUCCCGCGCCCCCGCAGCCCCCCACUGCCCCUCCUGGCGGGCUGAAGAAGUACGAGGAGCCCUUGCAGUCCAUGAUUUCGCAGACACAGAGCUUAGGGGGCCCCCCACUGGAGCAUGAGGUGCCUGGGCACCCCCCAGGCGGGGACAUGGGACAGCAGAUGAACGUGAUGAUGCAGAGGCUAGGCCAAGACAGCCUGACGCCCGAGCAGGUGGCCUGGCGCAAGCUGCAGGAGGAGUACUACGAGGAGAAGCGGCGGAAGGAGGAGCAGAUCGGGCUCCACGGGGGCCGCCCGCUGCAGGACAUGAUGGGCAUGGGCGCGGUGAUGGUGAGGGGGCCGCCGCCUCCCUACCACAGCAAGCCUGGGGACCAGUGGCCGCCCGGGAUGGGCGCCCAGCUGCGGGGGCCCAUGGAUGUCCAAGAUCCCAUGCAGCUCCGGGGCGGACCUCCCUUUCCCGGCCCCCGUUUCCCAGGCAACCAGAUGCAACGGGUGCCUGGGUUUGGGGGCAUGCAGGGCAUGCCCAUGGAGGUGCCUAUGAAUGCCAUGCAGAGGCCUGUGAGGCCGGGCAUGGGCUGGACCGAAGACUUACCCCCCAUGGGGGGGCCCAGCAAUUUUGCUCAGAACCCCGUGCCCUACCCAGGUGGGCAGAGUGACGCAGAGCGAUUCAUGACCCCCCGGGUUCGUGAGGAGCUGCUGCGGCACCAGCUGCUAGAGAAGCGGUCCCUGGGUAUGCAGCGCCCCAUGGGCAUGGCCGGCGGCGGCGGCAUGGGGCAGGGCGUGGAGAUGGAGCGGAUGAUGCAGGCGCACCGGCAGAUGGACCCAGCCAUGUUCCCCGGGCAGAUGGCGGGCGGUGAGAGCCUGGCGGGCACUCCCAUGGGCAUGGACUUUGGCGGAGGCCGGGGCCUUCUGAGCCCCCCGAUGGGGCAGUCCGGGCUGAGGGAGGUGGACCCCCCCUUGGGGCCAGGCAACCUCAACAUGAACAUGAACGUGAACAUGAACAUGAACAUGAACCUGAAUGUGCAGAUGACCCCGCAGCAGCAGAUGCUGAUGGCGCAGAAGAUGCGAGGCCCUGGGGACAUGCUGGGUCCGCAGGGCCUCAGCCCCGAGGACAUGGCCCGCGUGCGGGCUCAGAGCAGCAGCGGCCUAGUGGGCGGCCCGCAGAAGAUGCUAAUGCCCUCGCAGUUCCCCGGCCAGGGCCAGCAGGGCUUCUCCGGAGGCCAGGGGCCCUACCAGGCCCUGCCACCGGACAUGGGCAGCACCCAGGACAUGUUCAGCCCCGACCAGAACUCCAUGCCCAUGAGCAAUGUGGGGACCACUCGGCUCAGCCACAUGCCUCUGCCCCCUGCAUCCAACCCUCCGGGGUCUGUGCACGCAGCCCCGAGCCGGGGGCUGGGCCGACGCCCUUCAGACCUCACCAUCAGUAUUAACCAGAUGGGCUCACCGGGCAUGGGGCACCUGAAGUCGCCCACACUUAGCCAGGUGCACUCCCCGCUGGUCACCUCGCCCACUGCCAACCUGAAGUCACCCCAGACUCCCUCACAGAUGGUGCCCUUGCCUUCUGCCAACCCGCCGGGACCUCUCAAGUCGCCCCAGGUCCUGGGCUCCUCGCUCAGUGCCCGCUCGCCCACGGGCUCUCCCAGCAGGCUCAAGUCUCCCUCCAUGGCGGUGCCUUCUCCGGGCUGGGUCGCCUCGCCCAAGACAGCCAUGCCCAGCCCUGGGGUCCCCCCGAACAAGCAGCCGCCUCUCAGCAUGAACUCAUCCUCUACCCUGGGCAGUAUGGAGCAGGGUGCCCUCCCGCCCAGCGGUCCCCGGAGCAGCUCCUCCGCGCCUCCCGCCAACCCCACCGGCGGCCUCAUGAACCCCAGCCUGCCGUUCACUUCCUCCCCAGAUCCCUCGCCAUCCCAGAACCCGCUGUCGCUGAUGAUGUCCCAGAUGUCCAAGUACGCCAUGCCCAGCUCCACGCCACUCUACCACAACGCCAUCAAGACCAUCGCCACCUCAGACGACGAGCUGCUACCCGACCGGCCCCUGCUGCCCCCGCCACCACCGCAGGGCUCCGGGCCAGGGAUCAGCACUAACCAGUCCAACCCGAUGCACCUGAGCUCAGCUGCUGCCCAAAGCCCCAUGGGCAUGACCCUGCCAGGCCAGCAGCCUCUGUCCCACGAGCCCCAGCCUGCCAUGCUCCCCUCCCCCACUCCUCUGGGUUCCAACAUUCCACUGCACCCCAAUGCUCAGGGGACAGGGGGGCCUCCUCAGAACUCAAUGAUGAUGGCUCCAGGGGGCCCAGACUCCCUGAAUGCUCCCUGUGGCCCUGUGCCCAGCUCCUCCCAGAUGAUGCCCUUCCCCCCACGGCUACAGCAGCCCCAUGGCGGCGGUGCCAUCCCCAGUGGGGGUGGGGGGCCGGGCCUACAGCAGCACUACCCCUCGGGCAUGCCCCUGCCCCCCGAGGACCUGCCCGGCCAGCCACCUGGCCCCAUGCCCUCCCAGCAGCACCUGAUGGGCAAAGGCAUGGCUGGGCGCAUGGGCGACGCGUACCCGCCGGGUGUGCUCCCAGGGGUGGCAUCCGUCCUGAACGACCCCGAGCUGAGCGAGGUGAUCCGGCCCACCCCGACGGGGAUCCCCGAGUUCGACUUGUCCAGGAUCAUCCCCUCGGAGAAGCCAAGCAGCACCCUCCAGUACUUCCCCAAGAGCGAGAACCAGCCCCCCAAGGCCCAGCCCCCCAAUCUGCAUCUCAUGAACCUGCAGAACAUGAUGGCGGAGCAAACCCCCUCACGGGCCCCCAACCUCCCAGGCCAGCAGGGUGUCCAGCGGGGGCUCAACAUGCCCAUGUGCCACCCCGGACAGAUGUCCUUGCUGGGCAGGACAGGUAUGCCCCCGCAGCAGGGCAUGGUGCCCCACGGUCUGCACCAGGGGGUCAUGUCCCCGCCGCAAGGCCUCAUGACCCAGCAGAAUUUCAUGCUGAUGAAGCAGCGGGGCGUGGGGGGCGAGGUCUACAGCCAGCCCCCCCACAUGCUCUCCCCGCAGGGCUCCCUCAUGGGCCCCCCGCCCCAGCAGAACCUCAUGGUGUCCCACCCUCUGCGGCAGCGCAGUGUGUCUCUGGACAGCCAGAUGGGCUACCUCCCCGGCCCGGGCGGCAUGGCCAACCUGCCCUUCUAGCACUCUCUGCCGGGGCCGGGCAGCACUGCAAAUAGUGUCACCUGAAAAGUGUCUUCCCUCCAGUGUUGGGGUGACCUGGGGUCCAGGGUGGGUCGGAGGGUGGGAGGGGCUUGUGUGGGGAAUGGCAUUUGUGGCAACCAGAUGUGCUGGCAGCUGAGUGGGAUGGCAGUGGGAGGGCUCUGGGUAGGGAGUUGUUCCAUUGUGGCCAUCAGACCAUCCCACCCCACCCCCAAGUCUUUGGAGCCUGUUUCCCCUGUGUCUCUGCACCCCUCAUUUAGCUCUGUGUUCCGAGUCCUGUGUGGAGUCCUUAGAGGGGAGAGGAAGAGGAGGUGACAUCUCCCUUCUCCAUCCCCCCUUCCCACCACUCUCUCCAGUGCUCCAGCCUUGCUGCUCCUGGUUCUGCUCCCACCUGGUUCUUCUCUUUUCCUGCCUCAUCUCCUCUCUCUGCUGCUGUGGCUGACCCCCUCACCCGCCUCCCCCCCCCCCCCGCCCCCACAGGUGGCCGGCCAGGUGGGCGGGGCUGCCGCUGGCGCAUAGAGAGCUGCGCUUUGUGCUGGACUGUGUGCGCCUUAGUCCUGUGCUUUGAUAGAAGUCACCCAAAAGAGGGAUGAAAGAAGCUCUUCCCCUCUUUCAGAUUACUGCCCCAGGGCCUGCAGCCUGACACACCUGUCCACUGCUCACAGCAUCUCUGGGUCCCUAGAGGGUGCCAUUCUGGUCCCCCCAAAUGGGGAAAUGACAGAGCCCACACCUGAUGCAUAGCCCACACCUGAUAGAAUGUCCAAACCUGACAGAUGGCCCACACCUGACAGAAAGCCCCCACACCUGACAGAAAGCCCCCACACCUGACAUAGCCCCCCACACCUGACAGAAAGCCCCGCACACCUGACGUAGCCCCCCACACCUGACAGAAAGCCCCCCACACCUGACAGAAAGCCCCCCACACCGGAUAGAUGGUCCACACCUGAACUGAGGUCAGACCACCUGGCUUUUCCCUGGUGAGCCCAGCAGGGCUGAGACCUGUGGAACAGCAGGCUGCUGAGUGAGUCAGGAGCGCGUGCGUGCAUGCGUGCGUGCGAGUGUGUGUGACGUGCGUGCGAGUGUGUGUGAGUGACACGCCCCUGGCUUCUGGUUGUGGAUGGCUGACGUCCCCCUAGCUACAUCUUAGCCAGACCUUGAAGUCCUGGGUCCCCAGGCUGAGGGGAGGGAGAGAAAAGGCAGGGGCUGUGUGGAGCCUGAGGAACAGUGGGGGGCCCAGGGGCCCUGUGCCUGCGGCAAUGGCUCUGGGCCAGGUCACCCCCAGGGCCCCCAAUCUCCAGAGGCUGCCACCUAAUUCUAUCACCGAAGAAGGGAGGGUGUGGCCGAGCCUGUCUCUCCCGGCCUCUGCGAGCAGCGGGGCGUCCUGCUGGCCUGUCUGCCUGCUGCCCAUGCACUGGCAAAGCCCCUCUGCCCAGGGCCCGGGCUGUGCCCACCCGGGCGCAGUCACUGUCUCCCCCUCCGAGCUCCCCCCACCUCAGUCGAGCUGAAGCCAUACACACUGGGUGCUGUGCACCCCCCCCCCCCCCAAACACACACACCCAGGAGUAAAACUUUCUCAAUUCCCUUCCUGCUGUGGGGCAGGCCGCUCCCCGGCCUCCAGGGCCACGUCUAGACAAGGUGUCCUCUGCCAAGGCCUGGCCCCACCUCGGCAGCUGUCACACAGGGACUCCCCCAUUUCUCCGUCUGGUGCUGUGCUCAGUCCACUGUCAGCCGGACCCAGCGCUUCCUCGCGGCUGGCUGCAGGCUCCUGCCUCCCAGGACCCAGGCCUCAGGCUUGUGUGUCCAGGAGCCACUGCCACCCUCCAGCCAGGCGCCCUGCCUGCGCUGCCUGCACUGGGCCUGUAUCGCUGAGCCCCCAACCCCCACCCCAAACUCUCAAACUGACUCAGUGUUGCCUGCCCAGAGGGGAGGGACGGACUGCAAGGCCUGACAUUCUCCUCUUCCCACCUGCUGUCAGAGUAGCUUUUCCAGGUGAACUCCACAGGCCAGCCUCCUCCAUCCAAGGCCAUCCCCAGCCAUUUUGUACCAUUAUAUAAAUAUAUAUAAAUAUAAAUAUAUAAAUACAAUAUGUGAAGACAUCCUUUGGGUUUUUAUUUUGAAACAAUUUUUAGGCUUGUUCCGGGGGUCUCUGUGCUGCCUGUACUGUAUUGACCUGUUUUAUAGGUGCCUUUUUAUUAAAAAGAAAAUGCAAAACCUGA